Odocoileus virginianus texanus is the source of this 1676-nucleotide messenger RNA. RefSeq names its product general transcription factor IIA subunit 1 like (gene GTF2A1L). Gene Ontology annotation, cellular component: transcription factor TFIIA complex. The record is from RefSeq and is a predicted model, not a curated record. Gene Ontology annotation, biological process: transcription by RNA polymerase II; transcription initiation at RNA polymerase II promoter. Lineage: Eukaryota; Metazoa; Chordata; Mammalia; Artiodactyla; Cervidae.
CUCGGUGGUGCGCCGCGUGCUGCGCAGGCGCAAGCCGCACGGCGCCGGAACCGGUGUCAUGGAUGGCGUCAACCGGGUGGCUAAACUUUACAGAUCUGUAAUUGAAGAUGUGAUUGAAGGAGUGAGGGAUCUCUUUGCUGAAGAAGGUGUAGAAGAACGAGUCUUAAAAGACUUGAAGCAGCUCUGGGAAACAAAGGUUUUGCAAUCUAAAGCCACAGAAGACUUCUUCAGAAAUAGUGUUCAUUCACCUCUAUUCACGCUUCAGUUGCCACACAGCUUGCACCAAACAUUGCAAUCAUCAGCAGCAUCGUUAGUUAUUCCUGCUGGUAGAACUCUUCCCAGUUUUGCUGCAGCAGAACUGGGCACCUCAAACUCCAGUGCAAGCUUUACUUUUCCUGGUUAUCCUAUUCAUGUACCGGUGGGUGUGACACAACAGACUGCAUCUGCUCGCCUUUAUAAAGUCAGUGUACCAUUUAUGGUGACACAGACUUCUGAAAAAGCAAGUAUUCUUCAGCAUCCAGUUCAGCAAGUAUUUCAGCUACUUGGGCAGCCGUCAAUAAUACAGACCAGCAUUCCACAAUUAAACCCAUGUUCUCUUCAAGCAACUACUGAAAAAUCACUGAGAAUGGAAACUGUGCUCCAGCAACCUAUAGUUCUUCCUUCUGAGACAGUGGAUAGGAAACAUGUAGAAAACCCUGCCAGUGAUAUUCUUGUAGCUCCUGGAAAUGAGCGUAAAAUCAUAUCUGAAGCUGUACUGAAUCAGCUGGUGAGCUCUCAGUACAUCAGCUUUCCAGGUGUUGUGUUUACUCCACAGGUCUCGCAAGCAGAUUCCACUGUGGAGCCAGUGCUCCGUGUUUCCGCUCGCAUGACUCAAAAUCUGCCUGGGCCCCUUCCCACUGGCCCUCAGGGAGCUCAGCGCCAGCACGUGCCUGAGGCUCAGCCUCGUGUUCUCAAAAACAGGAUGUGUGGAUGCGGUUCUGUAAAGCAGCCAGGAAGUGCAGAGGAGCCCAGCAGCCUCCCUGUCUCAGAGAAGGAUUCCAGUUCUCAGAUCGAUUUAAGCAUUCAGGUAGCUGAUGAUGACAUUAAUGAGAUAAUUCAAAUAGGUGGAACUGGAGAUACAUCUUCCAAUGAUGAAAUAGGAAAUACAAGAGAUGUAGAUGAGAAUGGAUUGAUAGGGAUUAUUGAUGCAGGAGACCUGAAGGUACCUGAAGAAGAAACUGGCAGUGUAUCAAAUGAAGAUUCAAGUGUGAACAGUAGUGAUAAUGAAGACCCUGAGAUAGACCUUGUGGAAGAAGACCCUUUAAAUUCUGGAGAUGAUGUUAGUGAGCAGGAUGUGCCAGACCUGUUUGACAUGGAUAAUGUAAUUGUCUGUCAGUAUGAUAAGAUUCAUCGAAGCAAGGACAAAUGGAAAUUCUAUCUGAAAGAUGGUGUUAUGUGUUUUGGAGGGAGAGACUAUGUAUUUGCAAAAGCAAUUGGUGAUGCAGAGUGGUAACACUUACGAGCUCAGUACAUCAUAAACAUCAGAGGGACUGUAUCACAUAUUGUUCACUGUAUGGAAUUUAAUAAAAUUAUAAUUCAGAUGCAGAUACAAAUAUACAAUGUUACAUUUCUUUAAUUUCAUAUUUUACACUGUUUAACAGGUUUUUAUUUUUUAACCCUCAUUGUCUGUACCAUUA